UAAAAAAAUUCGAUUGUGGCAUUAAUGUAAAUAUAGCAAAAGUCAUGUCCAUUUCUUAAUCAAGCAGUUGUUGAAACCUGAUCGCCUCAUCAGCCCAUCAUUCCACAAUCGCACAAAAACCAUACUCUCCAACUCUCAUCGGUAUCAAAUAUAUUUCAAUACAUAAAAAUUGAAUUUAUUGUUUCAUCAAGGUUUCCUGAUUUUUUGAAUUGCGGAAACGAUGUCGUUGAGGCCGAACGCGAGGACGGAGGUCAGGCGGAGCAAGUACAAGGUGGCGGUGGACGCAGAGGAGGGGCGGCGGAGGAGGGAGGAUAACAUGGUGGAGAUCCGGAAGAAUCGAAGGGAGGAGAACUUGCUGAAGAAGCGCCGUGAAGGUCUACAAGCACAGCAGUUUCAGCCAACCGUCACUAUCCCUCAGCAGGUGGACAAGAAGUUGGAAAGUCUUCCGGAAAUGAUCGCUGGCGUUUGGUCGAAUGACGGCACACUACAACUCGAGGCCACAACUCAGUUUCGCAAACUUCUUUCAAUAGAACGAAACCCACCAAUUGAAGAAGUAAUACAGUCUGGAGUUGUUCCUCGAUUUGUUGAGUUUCUUGGAAGAGAUGAUUACCCGCAGCUUCAGUUUGAGGCAGCUUGGGCUCUUACAAACAUUGCAUCUGGAACAUCCGAGAACACCAAGGUCGUGAUUGAUCAUGGUGCAGUUCCCAUAUUUGUGAGACUUCUCAGUUCCCCUAGCGAUGAUGUUCGUGAACAGGCAGUUUGGGCGUUAGGAAACAUUGCUGGCGAUUCACCAAAAUGUCGUGAUCUUGUCCUUAGUUAUGGAGCGUUAAUGCCCUUGUUAGCACAAUUUAAUGACAAAGCAAAGCUAUCUAUGUUGCGAAAUGCAACAUGGACACUGUCAAACUUUUGUCGGGGAAAGCCACAGCCCCAGUUUGAGCAGGUGAAGCCUGCCCUCCUUGCUCUUGCUCAUUUGAUACACACCAAUGAUGAAGAAGUUCUUACUGAUGCAUGUUGGGCACUGUCGUAUCUAUCCGAUGGGACAAAUGAUAAAAUUCAAGCUGUGAUCGAGGCUGGUGUUAGCCCUCGUUUGGUUGAACUUUUGCUACAUCCUUCGCCAUCUGUGUUGAUUCCUGCUCUGCGCACUGUUGGUAAUAUUGUCACUGGAGAUGAUAUCCAGACUCAGGUUAUUAUUGAGAAUCGGGCUCUUCCUUGUCUGCUUAACUUGCUGACUCAAAAUCAUAAGAAAAGCAUCAAGAAGGAAGCUUGUUGGACCAUAUCAAACAUCACUGCUGGAAAUAAGGAUCAGAUUCAGGCCGUGAUUGAGGCUGGUAUAUUUUCACCUCUUGUCCAACUGCUUCAAAAUGCUGAAUUUGAGAUAAAAAAAGAGGCUGCUUGGGCUAUUUCAAAUGCGACAUCCGGCGGGACUCACGAGCAAAUCAAGUUCUUGGUGCAAGAGGGUUGUAUAAAGCCACUGUGUGACCUUCUAGUUUGUCCAGAUCCAAGGAUUGUCACGGUCUGCUUGGAAGGUCUUGAGAACAUACUGAAGGUUGGAGAAGCUGAGAAGAACCAAGGCAACACCAAAGACGUGAAUAUCUUUGCCCAAAUGAUUGAUGAUGCAGAGGGUCUAGAGAAGAUUGAGAACCUCCAGAGUCAUGACAACAAUGAAAUAUACGAGAAAGCAGUGAAGAUACUUGAAACAUAUUGGUUAGAAGAAGAGGAUGAGCAGCUGCCCUCUGGUGAUACUACACAACCUGGAUUCAACUUCGGAGGUGAACUUCCUGUUCCACCAGGUGGUUUCAAAUUUGGUUGAAGUGUAUUAUCAUGUUGUUUCUUCUACUGUAUCAACAGGGUGUUUCUUUCCUUAUUGGAAGUACUCGUGAUCUGGCCGGUCAAACUUUUUUUCAGAGUCAGGUGGGCUAUCUGUGUGUAAUGUUUUUGUGUUGGGUGCAGAUGCAAUUGUGAUUGGAGAGAUGCAGUAAAAAGGUUAGAUGGUAACACUUGUUGAAUGCAAGCUAAAACCACUUGAACAAUCCAUGUUUUAUCUACUUUCGGAUCUGCCUUAUCUAUUUGUUUUUCCCAUACGGAUGAGAUUGUCAUCAUACAUGUCAGUUACACUGUGUUAUGUUGGAGCAAAUAAUGAGAAAAGUGUCGUAUAUAUAAUUUUUUGUGAAUGUUCUAGUCGGCUUUACCUCGUGUUCAUAAUUUACUGUCUCAGCAGUUAGAUAGACAUAGUUUUGGUAUAUAUGAGAUAUUGAUGUAUUUUGA
Messenger RNA from Olea europaea var. sylvestris, 2265 nucleotides. RefSeq names its product importin subunit alpha-like. Gene Ontology annotation, molecular function: protein binding; nuclear import signal receptor activity. NCBI's taxonomy places the organism in Eukaryota, Viridiplantae, Streptophyta, Magnoliopsida, Lamiales, Oleaceae. Gene Ontology annotation, biological process: NLS-bearing protein import into nucleus. The coding region runs from base 221 to 1810 and encodes 529 amino acids. The record is from RefSeq and is a predicted model, not a curated record. The transcript is spliced from 12 exons. Gene Ontology annotation, cellular component: cytoplasm; nucleus.